Molecule: messenger RNA, 1086 nt
Organism: Malassezia globosa CBS 7966
Lineage: Eukaryota; Fungi; Basidiomycota; Malasseziomycetes; Malasseziales; Malasseziaceae
Exons: 1
Coding region: 1-1086 (361 amino acids)
Biological process (GO): protein K11-linked ubiquitination; anaphase-promoting complex-dependent catabolic process; positive regulation of mitotic metaphase/anaphase transition
Cellular component (GO): anaphase-promoting complex
Molecular function (GO): protein binding
Source: RefSeq, a predicted model, not a curated record
AUGGAUCGGCGACAAGGUCGUGCCUUACUCGAGAUUGUGCAGCGAAUAUACGAUACAAUGUGGAGACCAAGAGCACCUAUUCCUCAAACGGAACCUCUAUGGGAGCCGCGACUCAGCAUUGGACAAAGUGCGGUGUGUCCUUCAGCGAUCCUCGCUCGAACGUGGCUGCAGCUCGGCAUGCCUUCCUUGGCUGAAGUAUAUAUGGCACACAUUCGAAGACUUAGUCCUAGUCCACCCAAGAACUGGGACGAAUUGCUGUUGGAUGCCACUAUCACAUGUGCAUUUCGGCAUGUCGAGCAGGGAAAAUAUGAACAUGCUAUUUCGUCGCUUGUGAGCAAGAACACGCUGUACCAAAUCACAUCCUUGUCUCUUCAUCAACAAUGGCAAGACGCGAUCUGGUAUGUCAUGUAUGUACGCGCGCGCCGACAAAAUCACACAGCGACUCUCCGGAGACUUGAGCAAUUGUGCCCUGGUGUGCAUGAGUGGUAUGAACCUAUACGAUCCACGGAGCCGACGGCGAGUGCAUGGCUUCGUGAAGCGCAGAAUAUGAUCCACGCUCGCCAGCCGCACCAGAGUCUUGAAGUGCUUAUGAAGGCAUUAGCGGCUAGUGAGGCUCAGCAGCUCUUCCCUAUGCGACGCACGUGUUUGGCCGUUCUUGCAGAUACCAUGAUUAUGUCGCUCGGCAUGCACACGGAGGCGCGUGCGUUGCUCGAUGAAAUUUUCCCUCAAGUCCUGGCCGAUGAAAAUGCGGAGCGACGCGCCUAUGUGCACAUGGUGUUGGGCAAAUAUUUUCUUGCAACAAAGGAGCUUGUGGCAGCGCGUGAUUCGUUGCGUGUCGCAGCGCAGAACUACGAGUGUCUGGAGGCUUGGAAAGACCAGGCGAUGUGUCUAUAUCUCGAGGCCAGCGUAUCACACUUACUCCAAGAUACAGAAGCACAUGUUAAUGCAGUUCAGCGCCAUGGAGAGGUCCAGUCUCGCGCAGAUGAGGCUCACACAGCCUCUUGCCCAAUGCCCCCCGUCGAUGCACUCGAGCGUUUAGUGUGCCGGAUGAGCGAACGGUGUCAGUGCAGUUUAGUCAGCACUUAG